GGAAUGGUUGUCGAUGAUGUCAUUCAAGUGUGAGGAACAGGUGUGAGAGGAGGUCUGGAGUCAGUUCCUGAGAGGGAGAGUUCUGGAGGCUCUAGAAAACAACUCUGACCUCACAUUGGAUUUCCCCUCAUUCCCCAAGGUGCCAUGUCACAGGUGAGAACACAGGAGGGUGGGACAAUGGAGCCAGAGGACGGGGUUACUGAGGAAACCUUCCUCAAGGACCUCUAUGCCUAUAUGAAGAACAGAGACACCCCCAUUGAGAGAAUACCUCACCUCGGAUUCAAGCAGAUUGAUCUAUUUCAGAUGUUCAAAACUGUACAGUCACUGGGAGGAUACAACCAGGUCACAGCCCACCAGUUAUGGAAGCAAGUGUACAACAAGCUGGGUGGAAACCCUCGCAGCACCAGUGCAGCCACGUGUACACGGCGUCACUAUGAGAAGCUGAUUAUGCCAUAUGAGUGCUACUUGAGGGGAGAGGACAAUAAGGACUUGACCUUUCCCCGCCAGCAGAAACGACCACGCUGUCCCAGCUUUCCUCACGACGAGGAGGAAGCCCUGAGAGGAGGAAAGCGUAGCAUGGCUUACGGACACGUGCACGCCAUGCACCGGAAUUCCCAUGACUUCUUGGACAACAGAGUCAGGGUCAUUCCCAUUCCUUUGCACCUGCAACAUUAUUUUCCCCCGAGCAGCACAGCGCUGCCACCCUACCUUGCACCCCCCCCUACCAUAUCAACAUCCCUGCCCCACCCUGACUCCAGGACCUUCCGCGUGCCACCUCCCCUGGAAGUGACCGAAAGGCCCGAGCAGCACCUGGCUGUACUUCGCACGUUAGCCAAUGAGUACAUGUCCUCCUCGGGCUGGGCUGAGCCCCUCAACCUGAGCUGCAAAGAGGGGGGAGGCAUCAGCAACGUCAGCCAACAGCCAUCCUCCUUCAGCCCAACCGGCAGCAACAAGACGCCCAAAUUCCUCAACAAGGUGGUCCCACUUUACCGGGCCUAUGGUGUGGCCAAAGAAGAGGGACCAGAGGGGUUGGAUACUGAACUAUCUGUUGGAUGCCCAAGUAUCUGUGGCACAGCAAAGCCCAGUCCUGCUGAUCCAAGCGCAUUUCCCCUCCCAGCUCUGAAGAGACAAGUCAUUGAUCUCACUUCCUCUGCAGUCUCAAACAUGUCCCCUCCAGUGACAGAUGCCACCGUGAAGACAGAGGCCUUCAGCACCUCGCCACUGUGGCAUCAUGGUCCGGCUUUUCGAGAUGCUCUGACUGGCAAUACUUCAGAGACAGACCUCCAGUCUAGAAAAGGGGAAUCUCCCAGACCUAGCCAAAGUCCCCUCAAUCUAAGCAGCUCCACGAUGAGUCCUACCGGUGACUCAGGGAGGAUGGAGAUUCAGAUCCCACUGGCCUUGCUGCAGAACUGGUUUAAGAGCACCUUUGCUCCGGGUCUCCGUAACAGGGUCAGCGCUGGAGCCUUGCAGUCCGCCGAGAGUCAAAUGAAAGGAAGCGAGGUAAAGUUACAGAUGCAGGGCAAUGCCGAGACACUACCAGGGAGAGAGAACACCUCAGACCUGAGCUUCCACCAACGCCAAAGGCACAGGGAUAGCAGCUUCAAGGGAGGGGACAGGAACUUCACUGGCUCCUACACCAAGGAGAGGCAUACCGUGAAUAAAGAUUACUACACCGGCAUCAGCCAUCACCAUCAUUCACGCUCACCUGACAUCACAGCUGGGGAUUGGGAGCCCAAGAGAGACUGUAGAGGGGCCUUUGCACCAUACCACCCAGAUGUGUUUUCAAAGAGAGUCACUGGCAGCAGUCCCUACCUCCAAAGCAUAGAUUACGUAGCACGGAAGUCAUCCCCUAAGGGGCUGAUGGACACUCAGGAUUUGGUGGCGGGAAGAAAGAGCAGUCAGAACCUGUCAGCCCCCAUGAAAUCACCACUGGGCCCCCAUGAACAAGAACAGGGAAGCACAGGCCCUUACAGGCGUGAAAUGUCACCAGUUCUGCUUGGGCCACAUGAGAAAGCCCAAUCAAAGAAGGGACCCUUCAACGUCUUCAUGGUCAACAAUACCUCAUCGUCCUGUCAGUCCCUCACCCAGGAAGAGUACCUGAAACUGAGGCAACUCAUCUCCAGCUCCCUGUGAAGACACGUAGGGUCAGGUGCCAAAUAACUGUCAUGCCUGUAAAGAAGGAACAGCACCGGCCAGUUGAACCCACCACACACAAACUCAUUCAAAUAAAUUCCGCCCACGUGAAUGGCUUUUUUAACUGCUACAGCUCAUGAAACUGCACAUUGGUGAGGGCAUCUUUGUGACCCUCGCCUAAGCUCUAUGGUGUAAAUAAUGGUUAUUCUAUAAAGUGUUGUUAUCGUCAUACUGCACACCAUCUCUAUGUUUCAUUUUUGUUUGUGGUAGGUAGUAGAUUGCUGCUAUUAAAAUUAAUGGGUUGUCCAGUAGUCUUUUUUUUAAUCUUGAUUCUGAACUCUUUGACUGCCAUGGUAAUGUCAAAUACAGGUAUGUCAAAGUUGCCACAGGGAACAACAUGAGAAGAUGAACAGCCUUCACCACGGUGUUUAUUUCCUCCAAAUGGUACACCCAUCAUCACUUCAGGGGUUUCGCUAAGUAGCCAAAUUGCUGUUUUGUACAUACUGUAUAUUUAUAUAGUACUUCCUUUUCUAACUUAAAUUGUCAGAUUGCUAUUUCCAUUAAGAUAGUGUUUAUUCUAUUAUUCUGUAAAAUAUAGUAUUUAAAGGAAAUGUAUACUUUCAUUAUCUUUGUAUUAUCUAUCAUUGUAUUAUCUUUUUUACAUUUUGAAAGGAAAAAAGAAGCUAUAGCACAACCAAAAAUGUACAUAGUUUUGUGAAUGUGUUAAAUUGGGAAGCUGUAACUCAUUACAUAAUAAACAUUUAAUCU
This is a messenger RNA of Conger conger (European conger), 2901 nucleotides long. It is a transcript of the gene arid6, whose product is annotated as AT-rich interaction domain 6. Gene Ontology annotation, cellular component: nucleus. The record is from RefSeq and is a predicted model, not a curated record. Bases 145 to 2133 code for a protein of 662 amino acids. Gene Ontology annotation, molecular function: transcription cis-regulatory region binding. Gene Ontology annotation, biological process: regulation of transcription by RNA polymerase II. The transcript is spliced from 6 exons. Lineage: Eukaryota; Metazoa; Chordata; Actinopteri; Anguilliformes; Congridae.